Messenger RNA from Papilio polytes (common Mormon), 2685 nucleotides. RefSeq names its product pancreatic lipase-related protein 2-like. The coding region runs from base 29 to 1018 and encodes 329 amino acids. Gene Ontology annotation, biological process: lipid metabolic process. The transcript is spliced from 8 exons. Lineage: Eukaryota; Metazoa; Arthropoda; Insecta; Lepidoptera; Papilionidae. Gene Ontology annotation, molecular function: lipase activity. The record is from RefSeq and is a predicted model, not a curated record.
ACGCGCUGUCUGCGUCGCACGUAACGCCAUGUUUCGCGCAGUGUCAGUUGGCUGGAAGAAAUAUUGGUGGGGAACAGGAAUCUUGCCUGACAGAGCAAACCGAAUUGAAGACAUUUAUCUCCGCUAUUACAACGGAAGUUCGUCGCACGAAUACAUAGAUAUACCGCUGAGCCAAGCCGUCGACUUAUUCGACGUCAAAGGCUUCGACAGGAGCAACGCUACCGUCCUUUACAUCCAUGGCUUCAUUGAGACGGCGCAGCAGGAAAGUAUCCAGGUGAUGGUGAACGCAUACCUGGAGGCGAGGCCGAACACCAACGUACUGCUUUUGGACUGGUCCAACAUGGCACACGGCUCAUAUCUGGUCAACGCAGCGAGAAACACCAAAAAGGUAGGAGCCACAACAGCUGAAUACAUCAACAAAUUGUCUGAGGCCGGUCUUCAGUUGGACAAACUUCAUUUAAUAGGUCACUCACUUGGCAGUCAUGUGGCAGGGUAUACAGCACGAGAUCUCAAAAACAAAUUUAAUAAAACUGUUAAAAGACUAACAGCACUGGACCCGGCGUUCCCUGCGUUCUACCCGGACGGCGUGGUGAUGGAGCACGUGUGUGAGAGAGACGCGGAGUUCGUGGACGUGAUCCACACGGACGCGGGCGGGUACGGCGCGCCCGUACGUACAGGCACUGCAGACUUCUGGCCUAACGGCGGUCGCCGCACACAGCCUGGCUGCCCGCGGUUCGCACCCGUACCUCUCUCCGAUGAUAAUUUAUGCAGCCACUGGCGUUCGUGGAGAUUCUAUGCAGAGUCUGUACGCAACCCCGAGGCAUUCCCCGCCUCGCCGGCGGACUCCUACCAGAAGUUCAAAGAUAACACCAAACCUGAAGUGGGCAUGGUCUACAUGGGAGCAGACUGUGAUCUAAGAGCAAAAGGUUCAUACUACUUAACAACAAACGCAUCAGAUCCUUUUGGUAAAGGGAUGGAAGGCUUAUAUCCAAAACGCAAGAACAAUAAGAAGAAAUAAAAUAAAACUUAGACAAGGUUUUAAGCGUAAAUAUGAAGAAAUAGCAAAGUGACAUUACAAGGUCACCGCGGGAUACAUUACAACUUGAACGUACCCACUGUACGUUAGUUGCCGAUAUUUGAGUUAUGAAUUAAGAAUGAUGUCUUUUUAAUUGUUUUGCCACUGGCGUCGUGCCAACUGCCUAUCUGCUACCGAUCUCACAGGUGUGUUCACAUUAAAUAAGUUUACAUUUUCUUGUUUAAACCACAAAAAUAUCGAAUUAUUAUCAAACAAUCAAUGUAAUAUUGUAGAAUCAGUGUAGUAUUGCAAGUAGUACGAAGUUGUUAUAUUAAAAUGCUUACUGAAUUACAUCGAAUUUAAAUGAAUACUCAUAAUUUCAUUAACAUUUCCGAUAGAAGAAAAUGAACAUAAUCUUGUUUGUUAAAUCUAAAGUUUUUACUGCGUUCAAUUACACUUCUAAAGAUUCUUGUAUAAUGUACUUUGCCAGACUUCGAUUGGUAGCACCUGUUCCAUUUUAAUCGCUGUAAUAGUAAUUUUAAGGCCUUUUAAAACAAUAUUAAUGUACCGCAUUAGUUUUAGAAUACAUUCACGUCUUGAUUAGAGAGAUUAUGGCCUAAUAAUACAAAAAAUAUUGUACGAGUGAUUAAAUUGUAUAUAACCAUUGUGUACAAUUGAAUAAUGUGUUCGAAGAAAUCACUUAAUUUAUUAUAUUUGUGUAGUUAUAUAUGAUAUUAAUGUACCUGCACAUUUAGUAUGUAAGAACAUACUUUUAUAAUUGUUGUGUUAUGACCAUUCCUUUACCAGUAUGUAAAUUAAUUUAAUGACGUUUUGAUGCAGACCAAUUUCGCAGAAUUAAAGGAUCUGUAAAGCUCUUAUCAUAAUAUUCGUGUGUUCUUGAGAACGUCGUGGUAAGGUCAUCGACAAAGUAUGAGAUUUGUUAGUGUACUUUAGGACCGACAGGGGCGCUGGACGUCGUUGUAGAUGACGUUACCAAUAUGUUCUCGCAACUAUCACGCAAAUAUUCGUGAUAGACCCGUUUAGGAUAGGAUUUGGAACUAUUUGAGACCUAUCAUUAAUUAUAUUUCGUAAAUAUUCAUUAUCACUCUUGUAUCAUUUAUGCGUACUUAAAUUGCAAUACUUAUAUUUUUCGUCAACUUAUCGUGUUAUCAUUGGCUUAUGCAGAAUUAUAUUUAUUGAAAUUUUAUAUUAACUAUCCAUUAGUUAUAUUAACAGCACUAUGAUAAUUACCAAUUAGUGCUACGUUGUGAAUUUGUAAUUAAGAUUUUUUUUGCUCUUAUUGGUGUAAUUUUAAUAUAAAAAAAUAAAGAAAAUAUUAAGGGGCCAACAUCUUGACUCACUAGUAAUUAAAUUAAAAAAAAAAACUUUUAAAAAAACUUCUGCCUUAGUCCCAUUAAUUAGAUAAUAUGAACAUUCAAAGAGAUUUUUAAGCCCUUCCUAAACUAUAAUGUGGCCGUUUUGCUAUUACACGUCUUAAAUGUUAAAGUAAGUUGCCAUUACCAAAACAACUGUACAAAAACAUACUGUCAUCCCGCUCAUUACAUUUUGAAAAAACUGAGACAACAUACGUUGUUGAACAGUUGUUUAAACAAUGAAAACUUACUGUGACAGACGAUUACCCCCACUGGCGCUUUUCUCUGCACAAAUAA